AUAGUUAUCAAUGUACAGAAAAAAAAUACAAGGAUUUCUUGAAAUCUCCAUGGAUUUGAGAACCUCUGCUCCAGGUUCCAUCCCAAUUCUGGGCUCCACUCUCCUUCCUUGGGUACCUCCUGCCACAGCAAAAUGAUAGGGCUAGUGCAGAGCCACUGAGCUCACCAGUGGGAUAUGAUGGCUGGGGCAGGGCCAUAGGGGAGUAGGGGAAUGGGAGUUGGGGAGAAGGAAGCAGAAGGGAGAUGUGCAGGCACUGGAGCAGAGAACUACAGAGGCCCAGAAGUCAAGACCUGCCAUAAUGGUGAGAAGUCAGACGAGUCAAUGAAAAGGGCCUGUCGGGCGGCCUGGGAGGGUCCGAAUGGCAUAGCGAGAGAGAGAGGCGGGACGUCGGACCAGGCUCCGCCCCCGCUUUGAGUACCCGCCCCUCAGCCUCCCCUCCCCCCACCCCUUUCCCAGGCCACAGCUGCUUCCGGAGUCGACUCCUCGGCUUGGGCCUCUAGUUGAGAUCCAAACCCGUCCCGGGGACCCCGGAGGGGGCGCUGCGAGCCGGGUCAGGACGCCUGGGCCGCGCCCUCUGCCGCCUUUGCAAGCGGGUCUCACUCGCUGUCACCACACCAGUACCUCGCACACCAGACCGCAUAUCUCCUGACCUUGGCCGAAGCCCCGACUCCUCUGCUGACACAGGGAUUGGCCUGCAUAGAUUCUGGGAUAUUGAGACCUCCCUAAUCCGAAGCGUGCGGGGGAAACUUGAAUCCAGAGAAGGAGAGUUUUCCAGAAGGGUGGACCACACCACUCCUUUUCUAUUACCAGACCUCUCCUUCAGCACAAAAGCAGAUUACAGAGCAUACUCUCAGCGCACGGCAGAUCCAGAGGAACCUGUGGAUUCUUGCCCACUUUGAGGGGCCACAUCUUCUGGGAUUAACAGCACCCUGUGCAGUGGCAUCUUGGGCUGUGGCAUUGGUGAGUGAAACUUGGGGUGCCACGUUAUAGGCCCACAAUCCUAAACACAGCAGGAAGACUUUUGUGGGAGUGCAAGGCUCUGAUAUACCUCCUGGGCAUUCUUGGAAUCUUUGGGGGGCUUUAAUGAAUUUGGAGGCCUAGAGCGUCCCCAGUCUCUUCCCUAGAAUUUCCAGUGACAUUCUUGGGAGUGGAAAGUGCCCCCUCAGAUCUUAAGAGAAGGAAACUGAGAAUCUGAAAAACCAGAGAGUCUUUGCAGAAUUACUAGGGCCACAAAACAGGAACUCCCUGAAGCUGGAACAGACCUGGCAUCUGGGGAGCCUCUCUCGGCCUCCUAGGAGCCUGUGGGCCAGAGGAACACCUGGAGGAGAUCCCAGAAAUCUGGGGGAUUCCCCUCGCCCAUCACCCAAACUAUGUUUCUUCGACAUCUUGGUGGCUGGAUGCCCCGUUUUUGGGGCCGCCGAAAAGACCCCCUGCCUGAGUCUGGCCCUGUAAGGGAGGAUAGCUCUCCUGAGAACUCGGGGAGUGACUGGGACAGUGCCCCAGAGACCAUGGGAGAUAGGGGCCAGCUGAAGGCUGGGAACUCCAGGAAGCAAAUGGAUAGGGGGACCCCUCCUGACUGGAACAAAAACUCUUCCAACUAUGGAGAUACUGAUCAACUGGAGGACAGAAGGGUUUCCCCCAAACUGAGCAUGGAUAUACUUGGUUUUGAUGAGUCCAGAAAACUAGAGGCUAGGGGAGUGAUCCCCACCGUUGGCAGUAACCCCCCAAACUUAGAAGACUCUAAGGAACAAGGGGUGCCACUUGAAUGGGAAACAAAUCCCUUCAGCCCUGAGGCCCCAGUGGAGAAACUAAGGCAUCACCGGAGGCUGCUGGGCUGGCUUCAGGGGGAAACAAAGAGAGGGUUGGGGGCCCACCCACAGUUCUUGGGAGGCUCUGAGGAGUGGCUCCAGAUCUCCACCAACCUAACCCUGCACUUGUUGGAACUGCUGGCUUCAGCCCUGCUGGGGCUAUGUUCCAAACCUCUGCGCCUGAUUCUAGAUGCCUUAGGUCUUAGGGGACCUUUGGGGCUUUGGCUGCAUGGGCUUCUCUCUUUCCUUGUUACCCUCCAUGGACUUCACUUGGCCCUUACCCUGCUCACCGCACACCCCUUCCAUUUUGCCUGCCUCUUUGGCCUUCUCCAGGCCCUGGUACUGGCUGUCAGCCUCCGGGAGAGCACCCAGGUGUCUGGGGAGGAGGAGGAUGAAUACAAUUGGGAGGGAGGGAAAAGAGGAGACCUUGAGAAGGAAGAUGAGAUUAAAGGAAUAGGGGGAGGGCCUGUGAAUUAGGUGUUGGGGCACUACUGUAGGGUUGAGGAACAUAGGGACCUCAGGGAAAGGAGAGAGACCCUAGAGUGAAGUGGGCUAUAGAGACCCCUCCCACCUGCAAGAGGGCUAAGACAGCUCAAAGUAGGAGUCACUCUCUAAUUCACCAGCUAUUUUCACUUUUUUCUUUAGUGUUACUCUUCUAUCCCCCAAUUAAAAAAUAAAAGUAAAAAGGAACUCCCCCACCCCUUGUUAAUUCCCCCAAAAGAUAAGGUUGCUAGCCACAGGACAAUCGUCCAGAACCGGGAGAGUGAGGGGAAAGCACAGGAAUCUAUUGGAUACUAGGAUCUGAGCCAUAAAUAGAGAAGGGAGAGUGGGUCAACUAUAAAGCUGAAUGAUCAAAAAGGGUGUGGGUUGAGGAGAGAUGUGCUUGGAACUGGAGAUUCAGCUAGGAUGUGAAAGAGAAUCACAAUGCUCAAGAAAACCCAGCAGAAAGCCUUGGGAUGCCACUGCAGAGCUCUAGGGAAACACUUAUGCCUACCUAAAAGUGUUUGGGGGCUUGAUCACUUAGCAGUCACCGUUGCACUGAUCUCCUAAAAUAUACCACUACAAAAGGGAAGUUAUUAA
Molecule: messenger RNA, 2888 nt
Organism: Monodelphis domestica (gray short-tailed opossum)
Lineage: Eukaryota; Metazoa; Chordata; Mammalia; Didelphimorphia; Didelphidae
Gene: C2H6orf47
Product: chromosome 2 C6orf47 homolog
Source: RefSeq, a predicted model, not a curated record